UUUCCCAGAACACAGUAGGAAUCAAACACCAGGAGACAGUUUCUUGCUGUUCCAGUCCCCUUUCCAGCCAGCACUCUGUGCCCCAAAAUCUCUCUCUCUUCGCUUUCUCUCAGGGCCACAUUACCAGCACUUCUGUUCCUGGCUGCUUGGCUUUGGGCUGCUUCUGUCUGUCUGUGUUUCAGCUUGGGCCACGUGGCUCAACUUCUGCUCAAGCUUUUCCAUGUGCCUGUGUUUUGGGUGCUACUGCUGUUGUUUCAGCCACCGAUUACGUGGCUUUUUUACAUUUACCCCGAAUACAAAGUGGUGGUUACACCUGACCCAUAACAACAAGGUAGAACCCAACACGUAAUAGUAUCAAGCAGAAACUCAUAGGGGACAAAAGUCAAAUAGGGGGAUCACGAAUAGGAGGAAACCACUUUGUCUGUGUAACUGUGUGGCUGGUGUGUUUUAGGGCUGGCCUGGCCUGUCAGCUACCACCAUGGCUUACUCUGGAGCUCCAACAAUUGAGAUGCCGGCCCUGGGCCGCCCUCUGCGGCUGGGGAUGCUGUACGACUGCCGCAGCGACACGCUCAUACCAGGUAUCACUUUAUGGGGCAUUGAGGCCCUUAAGAAAGACGUGGAGACAAUGCCAAAGCACAAUACUGAAUUCCAGAUCAUUGCGUCCGACACCAUUGAAGAUAAGGCCUCAGCCCUCAGGCUGUCUUCAUCCCUGAAGGCCAGUCUCCUGGGGAGGCUGGUAGAAGUAGGUGGAUCUGCAGCAUUUUUAAAUGAUACAAAGAAAUCAAAAUAUCACGCUCGAGUUGCUCUCCACUACUCAGUGACAAACAGGUUUGAGCACCUGACCAUGAGCCAGUUGGGGACUGAGAACGUCUCUUAUCCUGCUGUGUUUGACCAAGGCACGGCCACCCAUGUGGUCACAGCUGUGCUGUACGGGGCUCAGGCUUUCUUUGUGUUUGAUCGGGAAGUUUCUUCAUCAGAGAGUAUGCGAGAGAUAGAGGGGAAAAUGAAACUGAUGAUAGAAAAGAUCCCAAAGGUUUCUGGCGGAGCAGAAGUGUCUGGGGAAAAGGGGAACAAGGAAGAAGAAAGAAAAGAAAAUUUCAGUUGCAAAUUUUAUGGUGAUUUUGCCCUGGAGAACAAUCCGGUUACUUACCAAGAUGCCAUGGGAGUUUACUCCACUCUCCCUAAGCGGCUUGGAGUCGCUGGGGAAAACGCUGUACCGGUGCGAGUCUGGCUGUACCCACUGAGCAAGCUGGACUCCAGAGCUGCCCAGCUAGUGCGUGAGAUCAGCGCGGUGCUGGUUUAUGAUGCUCAAAGUGCCCUGGAGCACCUGACUGAGUGCAACGUCCGGUGCAACGACAUGGUGAAGGACAGAACGGCUACAAACUUCCCCGAGAUCCAGAGGAAAAUCCAGCAAUUCAGAGAUCUGUGUAAACAGCACAGACAGACCUUCCAAAAAGAGCUAGCUAGAACCCUGCCCUCUAUCCGUGGAGGCGGAGCAGAGGAGGGGGCCCUGGUGGAGAUUUUAACCAACAAGGAGCAAUCGCCAUUUGGUACCCAGAGACUCAAUGAAUUUCUGGAGAAGAAACAGGAGGAAAUGGAUUUUGUCAAUUCCUACCUGGCUGAGCUAGGGGAGGUGGAAGUCGUAUCCUCCAGGAGUGAGCGACAAUGUAUAGUUCUCAGCCCCAGGCAUGAGUUUGUUGUGUCUCUUUCACUCACUUCAUUGCAUAAUGAGGAAUCCUAUUUAUCAGAAUUAAAUCUAUCGUUGAGGAGACAAUUUAUGAAGAAAACUCAUGAUCCAGCAUUAGCCAGUUCUGCCUGUGAGACACCAAAAUCCAAACAGUGGUUUGAGGACGAAGAGAUAAGAAGAAAAGCACGACAAGCUGUAAAGUCCUUCUCUGGCUUUGCCCGUGUCAACAAAUCUAACGGGACGACUCGGUUCAUUGUGACCUCAGUUCCAGACAAGGACAAUCCCGGCACUGCCAUUUACCUGUAUGCAGAUGGAGAGCUGAUCAGCACCAACUUUGAGCCUCCAUCAAAGCCUCGUCCUCCCCUGAUGGAUGGAAUCAGACAUGACCGUGUGCAGCUCACGUUUAACCCAGCAGCCUAUGGCAGGGCUGCGAUAUCCGGCUAUCGGGCAGAGUACAGAAUUGUAGGGCAGGAGAACUGGACGGCUGUGACUGUAAAUAACAAACAAGAGACAUUCACAGUAACAGGGCUACGUGCAAACACCGAGUACCAGUUCUGAUACGCUGCUGUGAGCAAACCAGGGCUCAGCGAGAGCAGCGACGUGAGUGAUCCUGUGAAGACUCUUCCUACCAGCCCGCCUGGGAAGCCUGUAACAGCUACUGUAGGCUCAUGUGCUGUAGUCCUCAGUUGGCAGGUACCAGCUGUCACUGGAGAUGGAGUCAGUAUAAGGGAGUAUAAGGUGGACUAUAAAGAGGAAGCUGGAGGUGAGCAGAAGGACAUAUGGCUGGAACGAAGGACAGGAGAGAGAACAGAGUCCUGUACCAUUGAUGGACUGAGGCCACAGAUGACUUACAGAUUCCAAGUGUCGGCUGUGUGUGCAGACGGGGCUGUGAGUGACCCAAGUGAGGAGACAUCUGUUUCAACUCUAAAGGUAGGACAAAAUGUAAAUAAAACUGCGUGGACCUUACUCAGACUUACGUUUCUCAUACAUGAUGCCUGAAAAUUAGUGUAAUUUCCAAUAGGGAGA
Molecule: messenger RNA, 2713 nt
Organism: Chrysemys picta bellii (western painted turtle)
Lineage: Eukaryota; Metazoa; Chordata; Testudines; Emydidae
Source: RefSeq, a predicted model, not a curated record